UGACCUUCAUUUUUCACAAAAAAAAAAACCAAAACCCAGAAAAGUCGUCAACCACCUCUGCAACAAUCCCUCGGAAGCAAAAAUCCGCUCCGAACCCAAAUCCGAAACCACAAUCUUUUAUUGUUACUUUUACUGAUUGUUGAUUAGUACAGCGUAAGUUAAAUUUGGUGCAAAACUUAUCUGGUGAAGGCACCUUUUUUGCUUCUAAAAUUGCAUUUGGUGACCAAUUAAGUCGUUGGUCUUUCGCUUUCUUUAUCUGAUCAAGCUCCCCAUGACCCUCUUGACUUCUUCUGAAGCAACCCUUUUAUUAUUGCCUCCUUUUUAAGCUGUUUGCUAUGGUGGGUCUUGGGUUGCUACCUUGGAUUCACUCUGGUCAGCUUCAACUGAGAAGUGGGUCGUUGAAUUGGAGUUGAAUUUUGGGGGUUUGAUAUGGUUGCCACUGAAAGAUUGGAGCUUUGUUUGUGUGAGAGGAGGAGGGGGCUGGGAAUUUUGUGCCAGAUUGCAUUUGGGUGGUGGGUGGUUCUACUGUUCGUUAAUCCAGUGGAGGGUCUCAGACCCUUGAGGGAGAGAACUAGGUCUUGGGAUGAUGAGCGGCUAUUUACAAGAAAGGAAGAGGGCAACUUAGGUCCAUUUUCACAAUGGAACAUAACAGGAACUUACAAAGGGACUUGGAAGUUUUUAGAUACCACAAAUGGCUCUUCCAGAUUUCCAGACAUCAGAAAAACAAAUGGCAAUUCUGUAAUUGAAUUAGUUAGUACGCCGACAAAGAUAAGUGGAGUACAUUAUGUUCAGGGGGUAGUCAUAUUCCAUGAUGUGUUUGACAAUGAAUAUGAUGUUGGUGGUGCACAAAUUAAAAUAGAAGGUGUAUAUAUAUGGCCUUUUAGACAGCUUCGAAUGGUAGCCAACAGUGGAAAAGAAGGAGAGUUGAACCAGAAUGAAGAUUAUAUUUUAUCUAAUCCAUAUCAUCUGCUUGGAGUUUUCUCAUCUCAGGUACUGCAAGAUUCUUCACGAGAUAAGAUGUGGAGAAGAAAACAUUCUCUGAUUCAUGACAUGGAGAAACAUUGUAAUAUUGAAAUUGCUUCUCAGAUUUCACGCUUGCCAUCAUCAAAUAAUGAGGGUGAACAUGAUCAUUUUCAUCUAGAAGGGUUAAUGGAGAGUCCCUCAGCAGAUGAUGAUGGGGACUGCUUUUCACCGUUACUGUUAAAUGCAACUUCUGUCAAGAUUGAGGUCUACUAUAACAAAGCAGUGAACUACACCUUGAUGGUUACUUUUGUCUCUUUCUUGCAAGUCCUUCUAUUAAUUCGUCAAAUGGAGCAUAGCAGCACUCAAUCUGGUGCUGCUAAGGUUUCAAUAUUAAUGAUUGGCCAGCAAGCAAUAAUGGAUGCCUAUCUUUGCCUUUUACAUCUAACUGCUGGAAUACUAGUUGAAUCCUUGUUUAAUGCUUUUGCAACUGCUGCAUUUUUCAAGUUUGUAGUUUUCUCAAUAUUUGAGAUGAGAUACCUCCUUGCUAUCUGGAAGGCAAGUAGGCCUUUGAGUAACGGGGAAGGUUGGGAGAUAAUGAGGCGAGAACUUUCAGUUUUAUACAGUCGUUUCUAUGGGAUCUUGUUGGGAGGCAUUCUAUUCAUGUAUGAGUUCCAUAAUUAUUUGAGACCUAUUCUUCUUCUUAUAUACUCAUUUUGGAUACCUCAGAUAAUCACCAAUGUUAUUCGCGAUUCACGUAAACCAUUGCAUCCUCAUUAUAUCUUAGGGAUAACUGUUACUCGGCUAGCAAUCCCAUUAUAUAUUUUUGGUUGCCCUAACAACUUCAUGCGCAUAGAACCAGACAAGAGCUGGUGUGUUUGUUUGGCUGUAUUUAUUGGACUUCAAGCUGCAAUUCUCCUACUUCAGCACUAUCUUGGGUCACGGUGGUUCAUUCCUCGUCAGAUUCUCCCUGAAAAAUACAGCUAUUAUAGGAGGUUUGAUCAAGAUACAAGACAUGCUUCAGACUGUGUUAUUUGCAUGACAGCCAUUGAUCUUUCCCAGCGAUCCAAUGAUUGCAUGGUGACACCUUGUGACCAUUUCUUCCACUCUGGCUGUUUGCAAAGAUGGAUGGAUAUAAAGAUGGAGUGCCCAACUUGCCGGCGUCCACUACCCCCUGCCUAGAGACUUUUCUUUCACACUUUAUGUCAAUAGGAUUAACUGACCCUGCUCAACUUUAGUUUUAGUAUAUGCUUAAAUUACCAACUUUUACAUUGUCUUGCUUUUAAUAUUACGAGAGAAGUGAAAUUACUCACUCGGCUUUGGUGGUCAAACCUUUCUUCUCAUGUCCAGGACUGAAUGCUUCUUGUGCUCAUACAAAUUUUGUAAUUUGAUUUUUCCACCUUAUCCAGAUGCUGAGGGUAUGAUUCUUGUACAUAAUCUGGAAAGCAGAGAACAUUAUUUGUACUAUUUUUUCUCAAUACGAAAUCGAAAUGUAUUUUUAUUCUUCCUU
Molecule: messenger RNA, 2470 nt
Organism: Cajanus cajan (pigeon pea)
Lineage: Eukaryota; Viridiplantae; Streptophyta; Magnoliopsida; Fabales; Fabaceae
Product: transmembrane E3 ubiquitin-protein ligase FLY2
Biological process (GO): proteasome-mediated ubiquitin-dependent protein catabolic process
Cellular component (GO): endomembrane system
Molecular function (GO): ubiquitin protein ligase activity; zinc ion binding
Source: RefSeq, a predicted model, not a curated record